Molecule: messenger RNA, 1927 nt
Organism: Lycium ferocissimum
Lineage: Eukaryota; Viridiplantae; Streptophyta; Magnoliopsida; Solanales; Solanaceae
Product: transcription initiation factor TFIID subunit 12
Exons: 8
Coding region: 16-1632 (538 amino acids)
Biological process (GO): RNA polymerase II preinitiation complex assembly; DNA-templated transcription initiation
Cellular component (GO): transcription factor TFIID complex; SLIK (SAGA-like) complex; SAGA complex
Molecular function (GO): DNA binding; TBP-class protein binding; protein heterodimerization activity
Source: RefSeq, a predicted model, not a curated record
UUUAUUCCAAUUCCAAUGGAGCAGAGUCAACCACCUCCAACUACACCAACACCAACACCAACACCAUCAACAUCCACUCCACAACCACCUGAACAACAACAACAACAACCUCAACCACCACCAUCUUCUACAACUACCACCAUAACAACUACUACAUCAUCACAACCAGUAAUCUUAAACCCUACUAAACCCACUACUACAGCUGCCACAUCAGCUCAACAACAAAACCCCACUUUACAAAACCCUCAACAAACAACAAGACAACCUCAAACAUUUAAUAACAACAACAGACCAUGGCAGCAACAACAACAACAACAACAACAACAACCUUCACCAUUUCAACACUUCUCUUUACCCCCACCUCCACCCCCACCCCCACCUCACUCAUCAUCAUCAUCUUCUUCUACCUCGGUUUCUGUGCAAAACCCUAGAGGUGGUGGUGGUGGUGGUAUGGCUAUGGGUGUGCCAGCUCAUCAUCCAUCUAGUUCUUUUUCGUCGUUAACGCAGCCUUCUUUUGGGCAGCAAUUUGGUGGGCCCACCUCAACUACUACCUCGCAGGUAAGACAACCUAUACAAGGAAUGCAUGGGAUGGGAAUGAUGGGAUCGCUUGGUUCAACUUCACCAAUGCGUGGACCCGCAGGGGUUCCUCCUCAGCACUUGAGGCCUGUUCCCUCUUCUCUUAGACCUCAGACGAGCAUGAGUAGUCAGUCUGCUGCUACACAGAAUUUUCAAGGCCAUGGCAUGUUGAGAGUUCAGUCAGUGGGUUUUCCUUCAUCCCAAUCACAUACUACAACUACCUCUCAAAGUCCAAGGUCCCUGAAUCAGCCAUGGUUGUCGUCAGGAGGACCGGGGAAGCCUCCUUUGCCGACGACGCCCUCAUUGAGACCUCAAAUUAGUCCUCAGUCUUUGCAUCAAAGUAGGUCCCAUAUUCAUUCGCCACAUCAGCAGCAUACUGUUACUACUACCACAUCCUCUGCCCAACAGUCACAGCCUUCAACCUCAAGUCAGUCCCAUGAUCAUUUGGGCCCACAGAUGCCUCCGUCUAGGAUUCAACAAUCAUUAUCUAAUCAAGCACUUGGCCGGGGCCCGGGAUUAGGAAUCCAGAGACCUUCGUCAUCUCAUGCACUGAUGCAAUCCACUGCGGUCCAGCCAGGACCUCCUAGUAAAGCUGCUACCACUUUAGAGGUGGGGGAUCCUUGUACUAGGAUUCUAAGCAAGAGAAGCAUCCAGGAGAUUGUGACCCAGAUUGAUCCAUCUGAGAAAUUGGAUGCUGAAGUUGAAGACAUCCUCGUUGAUAUUGCAGAGGAAUUUGUGGAAUCUAUUACCACAUUUGGUUGUUCAUUAGCCAAGCAUCGAAAAUCCAAUACUUUAGAAGCAAAGGACAUCCUUCUGCAUCUUGAAAGGAAUUGGAACAUGACCCUCCCAGGAUUUGGUGGCGACGAGAUUAGGACCUACAAGAAGCCGUUUACAAGUGACAUCCACAAGGAGAGAAUUGCAGCAAUAAAGAAAUCGGCUCUAGCCGCCGAGAUGACAAAUGCAAAGGGCUCAGGACAAGCUGGUGGGAAUAUGAAAAGCCAUUUGGCAAAGGGUGCUGCUAACAUUUUGGGUUCCCCUCCUAAUGCCAAGACAUGAAAGCUGUGGUGAAAACAAAAAGCAGGAAAUUGUGAUCUAAUGAAUUUUUUACUUACUGCAGUACUGCACGGUGAAAUUUGGAUUAAAUCUUUUUACUGCAAUAUCAAAUUCAACACCCUAACCUAGAAUGAGUAUUGAGAAAAGAUUUGAAAAUGUACUACGUAUUUGCUUUUGAGCUUCGGAUGGGCAAAAUGUGGGCUGAUUUUCUAGAUUGUCAUGCCUUAUGGUGAUAUUUCUCACAUGUAAAUAUUUUAGACAAGAUAAUACACUCAUCCAUUUGUUCGAUCCUACUAAA